AUGAAUUUCUCAACGUACAGCAACAUCACCCAGACUAAAGUGAAGGACCCGUACACAAUAACUGUGACCAAAAAUGUGAUUGUUGUGGCUUUGUACUUCUCCAUCAACUACAUUAAUGGCACACUUGUCCACACUUUCCUCAAGCAUGAGAUCUUCAAUGAGAAUCCUCGAUACAUCCUUUUUAUCCAUAUGGUCAUCAACGACAUGAUCCAGCUAACAACUGCUGUGUUGCUUAAUCUCAUUUCCUACAUUUUUUAUACAAUCAACGUGUCUUUCUGUGUCUUCCUUUUAAUGAUUGCAGUGUUCACCACCCUCAACACUCCACUAAAUCUGGCCGGGAUGGCUGUGGAGCGCUACAUUGCUAUUUGUAACCCGUUACGCCACACACAGAUUUGCACUGUGCGCAGGACAUACGUCUUAAUAGGACUGAUUUGGGUCUUGGGGGCCAUCACCAUUCUUCCUGAUCUGUUCUUUCUGUUAGCCACUGAGCCUUUAUCAUUCUUUCUUUCUAACAUCUACUGCAGUCGAGAUUCCAUGUUCCGCCAUCCAUACAUGGUGGAGAAGAGAAACAUUUCACACUUGGUCUAUCUGUCUUUUGUAUGGCUUACUUUGGUCUAUACCUACUUCAGGAUCAUAUUUACUGCCAAGGCUACUGGUGCAGACGCCCGGAAGGCCCGCAAUACCAUCCUCCUGCAUGGCCUGCAGCUUCUGCUAUGCAUGUUUAUGUACAUUGGCCCACUAAUCGAGAGUGUGUUGAUUUCUCUCUUCCCCAUGCUUUUACAUGAUGUACGAUUUACAAUUUAUAUCUUUGUCCACAUUUUGCCCAGGUUUAUAAGUCCUAUUGUGUAUGGUUUGAGGGAUCAGAUGUUCUGUGCAUAUCUGAAAAGACACCUGUGGUGUAUUAUGCUGAAAGAAAGUAAAAAAAGACAAACACAACCCUCCUAA
Molecule: messenger RNA, 945 nt
Organism: Colossoma macropomum (tambaqui)
Lineage: Eukaryota; Metazoa; Chordata; Actinopteri; Characiformes; Serrasalmidae
Product: odorant receptor 131-2-like
Exons: 1
Coding region: 1-945 (314 amino acids)
Biological process (GO): G protein-coupled receptor signaling pathway
Cellular component (GO): membrane
Molecular function (GO): G protein-coupled receptor activity
Source: RefSeq, a predicted model, not a curated record